CCCCUCUCUCUCCUGCUCUCUGUCUACGUCUCUCUCCCUCCUGCCUGCUGCUGCUGCUGCUGUCUCUUUAUGUUCCUGUUCUCAGUGAACGCUGAAACUCCACACAGAGUAGCCCUGCAGCCUCCUCAGCUACAGAAACUCGGCUUUAUUGCAACUUUUUUUGUGAGUGUGCCCGAGCGAAAUCGCUUCGUAAGCACUCAAAAUUAGCCGACAGUGAGUCACACGCGUUUAGAGCAGCGGUCGGAACUUGAAAUAUGACGAUAAGCAAAAUGGGAGGAAAGUCGUUGCUGGCUUGCUGAAGUUGGAGGUUCUCCUUGUGGAAGAGGAAGAGGUGGCGGCGGACACCACGAGUUCACUCUCACAAUAAAAAGGAGUGAGCCCAGCCUCUCAUCAGACCUCUUCCCUUUCAUCGGGCUAAGAUGAGUAUAACCAGUGACGAAGUCAACUUCUUGGUCUACAGAUACCUCCAAGAAUCAGGUUUCUCUCACUCAGCAUUCACCUUUGGCAUCGAGAGCCACAUCAGCCAGAGCAACAUCAACGGAACACUAGUGCCCCCUGCAGCCCUCAUCUCCAUCCUGCAGAAAGGGCUUCAGUAUGUGGAGGCAGAAAUCAGCAUCAAUGAGGAUGGCACAGUAUUCGAUGGCCGGCCGAUCGAGUCGCUGUCGCUCAUCGAUGCGGUGAUGCCAGAUGUGGUGCAGACGCGGCAGCAGGCUUUCCGGGACAAGUUGGCCCAGCAGCAGGCGUCCUGUACCAUGUUAGCUUCAACGUCUGGCAACCAGAACAACGCACCAAAGAAUGGAGAAGCCACCAUCAACGGGGAGGAGAACGGCACUCACGUCAUGAAUAACCACAGUGAGCCCAUGGAGAUGGACAUAGACGUAGAGAUACCAGCCAGUAAAGCCACAGUGCUCCGAGGCCAUGAGUCUGAAGUCUUCAUCUGCGCCUGGAACCCCGUCAGCGACCUGCUGGCCUCAGGAUCGGGAGACUCCACCGCCAGGAUCUGGAACUUGAACGAGAAUAAUAACUCCAACUCCACCCAGCUGGUGCUGCGCCACUGUAUCCGAGAAGGUGGCCAAGACGUCCCCAGCAACAAGGACGUCACCUCACUAGACUGGAAUAGUGACGGGACUCUCCUGGCGACAGGCUCGUAUGACGGAUUUGCCAGGAUAUGGACAAAGGAUGGAAACCUGGCGAGCACCUUGGGGCAGCACAAAGGACCCAUAUUUGCACUCAAGUGGAACAAGAAGGGGAACUCUAUUCUGAGUGCUGGUGUAGAUAAGACGACAAUCAUUUGGGACGCACACACAGGAGAGGCCAAGCAGCAGUUUCCUUUUCACUCAGCUCCAGCACUCGAUGUGGACUGGCAGAACAACACCACAUUCGCCUCCUGCAGCACAGACAUGUGCAUCCACGUAUGUCGCCUUGGCAGCGACCGGCCCCUGAAGACCUUCCAAGGCCACACGAAUGAAGUUAACGCCAUAAAGUGGGAUCCAUCAGGUAUGCUGCUGGCCUCCUGCUCAGAUGACAUGACCUUGAAGAUCUGGAGUAUGAAGCAGGAGUCCUGCGUCCACGACUUACAAGCUCAUAGUAAAGAAAUCUACACCAUCAAGUGGAGCCCAACAGGCCCUGGCACAAGCAACCCCAACUCCAAUAUCAUGCUCGCCAGCGCCUCCUUCGACUCGACUGUUCGGCUUUGGGAUGUUGAGCGUGGUGUCUGCAUCCACACGCUGACUAAGCACCAGGAACCCGUGUACAGUGUGGCCUUCAGCCCCGAUGGCAAGCACCUGGCCAGCGGCUCCUUUGACAAAUGUGUCCACAUUUGGAACACAACGAGUGGAGCCUUGGUGCACAGCUACAGGGGCACUGGAGGUAUUUUUGAGGUGUGCUGGAACAGCACUGGAGACAAAGUUGGAGCCAGUGCGUCAGACGGCUCGGUGUGUGUUCUUGAUCUGCGAAAAUAGCUGCCUUGAGACUUUGAUGAUGAUGAAUCCUGGAAUGUGCAGCAAAUUGCCUUCUUCUACCAUCAGCAAACUAAAACUGUCACUGCUCAAGAAGAGCUGGAAGGUGGAGUGAAACAAAAGUCCCCCCACACAGGAGAGAAACCAGACGACUGCAGCAGCUUCUGAGGAGCCAACACCAUCUGACUUCAGUGCACCUUACACUUUGUUGAUGCGUGUUUUAUGAAACACCUCAGACCAGUUUCAGAGAUCCCCAAGACUGGACUCAAUCCAACUCCCUGGGUGCAUCCACGUUUUAGAAGGUUUCUAAUGAGGAAGUGCCGUGAUCCCUCCGGGCUCUGGUCCAGCUGUUAACGGGUUGUAAGGGUGGAGACACACAGAUGAGUUUUAUAUAAAGAGAGAAGUGUUAAUGAGACACGUGUUUGGCUGUGAACGGCAGGAAAAUAUGACAGAACGGUUGUGCUUUUAGAAUUAAAUGUCACUUCAUGUCCGGAUAAACAAACUUUGAGGACGUGACGAGAGUGAUGUUGAUACCGAAGCACUGAUUGUUUCCUGGCAGGGUGCUCGACUUCUUCUCAGUGGAGAAUAGUUUGUUUCAAGAGUACUUUUUGCUCUGUUUUUGGUCUUUAUUCCACAGAUGGACUUGUGAAAGUCAAAAUUGAAUGUGCCGCUGAAAGGUGGUUCUUAGCUCACAUUUAAGAUCAGGUCAGUUAGAGGAAGUAAAAAAACUGCCAAGACACAGUCCUCACCUCUGCAAACGACCUGCUCGGGAUUGAAAAUCAUCAUUUGAUGGACAGGAUGUGAGAAGUGUGGUUUACAAAAAGAGAAUUUUCUCCCUUUUUUGGAUGUAAAUUUCAGAAUGUAAAGAUAUGUAAAUUAGAUUAAUACACAGACUUAUAUACUGUGUAUAUGUUUAUAUACAGUAUACUUUAUCGCAAUCCUGUAGGGGCUCAUUAAAGGAUAGAGCUGUCACAUCUUUGCCGAUAACACAUGAUGGGAACUCUUUUAGACCAACCGCAUGUCUCAUCAGCUUCUUUUAACACUUGUUUUCAGCUCGGCCCUUCAUGCAUAGAUUUCAGUUUUGCUUUUGAUUCUUUGGAAAAAAUGGAAGAUCUCAUAAAACCAGCAUUCAGUGCGAACAGGAGGGACAGCCAUCACAGUCUGAAGAGCAGUGAAACAUCUCCAGCUUUAUUAGUGUUAUCCCUGGAUUAUGGCACUUUCCUCUGAUGAACAGUCUCCUGAUUUUUUCAGUGCAAAGCAAAAUGCCAGCUUUUUAAACAAAAGAGAGAAAAAAGAAAAGCCUGGAUUGGUCUUAAGACCGGUCGUGUGGUGGGUGCCAGCUGAUCAGAUCUGGUCACAUUUUAAACGCUUGUGUUGUGUUGUGAGCCGAGCUUUAACAGCGUGCAGAAAGUCUGCCUCCAUCUACUUACUGGGAUCCCAUGUUUAAGAUUUCAAACUGACUCUCCACCGCUUUGAUUUCCAUUUUUUUCCCUCCUGGUUUUUCCCUUUCAGCCAGCUUCUGCUUUAACAAUGUGAAGUGCACUUUUCGUAACGGUGGAUUCAGCAAAUGUUCAGAUUUUGCUGGAAGUGAAGGGCCAAUAUUUUUUUGUCUUUUUUUCUCCUCUUUUUUUUUCCAUGUCACGUUUGGAUGUUAAUGGGUGAUUCAUUGUUUUCUGAAUUAUUAUUUUUUUUUCAUUCGAGAGCCAUUAUCGUCUGUGUCAGACUGAGAAUUGGGCUGUGAGGUUUGUGGCCGUUGUCGGCAUGCUGAGGAGCCCAGUGUAAAACAAGUGCUGUGACAGCUACUAUCUCUCUCUUACCCUGAUGCAGGGUUUGGUCACCUGUUUCCAAGACAAAACGUUGAAGUCAUUCAGUGUCUCAAAUAAAUCACUCUAUUUUGAUAUCAGAA
Messenger RNA from Notolabrus celidotus (New Zealand spotty), 3864 nucleotides. It is a transcript of the gene tbl1x, whose product is annotated as transducin beta like 1 X-linked. The record is from RefSeq and is a predicted model, not a curated record. The transcript has 15 exons. Gene Ontology annotation, molecular function: protein binding; transcription corepressor activity. Bases 420 to 1961 code for a protein of 513 amino acids. Gene Ontology annotation, cellular component: histone deacetylase complex. Gene Ontology annotation, biological process: regulation of transcription by RNA polymerase II. NCBI's taxonomy places the organism in Eukaryota, Metazoa, Chordata, Actinopteri, Labriformes, Labridae.